AUGGCUACAUCGAAUAAUUCUCAAACUUCAAAUACUAUAGAAGAAUGUUCAAUUUGUUUGAGUCCAUUGACACAACAAGGUCUUGAUAUAUUUACUACAGCAUGUAAACAUCAAUUUCAUUUUCAAUGUUUGGCAAAAAAUGUUCAAGCACAAAACAAUGAAUGUCCUCUGUGCCGAAUUCGUCUUGAUUCAUUAGUUAAUAUUCUUAAUGCAUCAUCAAAUGCUAAUACAUCCUUACCUAUUCAACAGCCCCCAGCGCAACCAAUAAUACCCACACAAACUCCACCACCAGCAAAUAAUACAGGUGUUUGGAAUACAAUAACGAAAUCAUUAAGUCAUGCGUUUAGUUGGAUUAGUAGUGGUUCGAAUAGACCUGUUUCCUCCUCUAAUCGUAACAAUAGACAGUCUACAUCGAGUUUUUCUACUAAUACACCGUCAUCAGAAGAUCUUGUUGAUGAAGAAGCUGUUCGUAUUCUUUCAGCUCGUAUUAAUACUGCUCGACGACAAUCUAUCGAAGGUCAUACUCAAUUUCCUUUGAUUACUGUGACUACUACAUUAGAAUUUGCUGGUCAAGAAUCAACAAAAGAAUCAAAUAUUUAUGGAAUGGUUACAUUAAAAGCUCCAUCAUUACUUUCAAAGACAGCAAGCGAAAAAGAACUUGAUGAAUUACAUGUUCCAAUUGAUCUUAUUUGUAUUGUUGAUCAAAGUGGUUCAAUGUCAGGAGACAAAAUAGCUUUAUUAAAACAUACAUUAAAUUAUAUUGUUGAUCAAAUGGGUUCAUUAGAUCGAUUAGCUAUUAUUUCAUUUCAUACCACAGCAUUCGAUCGAUCGAAAGGUCUUAAAUUAAUGACAACAGAAAAUAAACAAACUCUUCGAAAUGCAAUCACACGUCAUAUUCAAGCAGAUGGUGGUACAUAUAUUGGUAGCGGUCUUGAAAUGGCAAUUCAAUUAUUAAGAAAUCGUCGAACAACUAAUCCACUAGGUGCUAUGCUUCUUCUAACUGAUGGUCAAGAUAAUCAAUAUCAUGAUUAUUCAUCAUUAAUGGAAUCAUUACCUGAAGGUGUUGUUUGUCAUACAUUUGGUUAUGGAUCUGAUCAUAAUGCUGCUUUACUUUCUCGUUUGGCUGAACAAGGUCAUGGAGGUACGUUUACUUAUAUUGAUCAAGUUGAUGCAGUUGGUCAUGCAUUUGCUACAGCACUUGGUGGACUUUUUACAUGUAUUGCAAAACAAUUACGCAUUAAAUUAGAAUUCAAUAAUGAUUAUAAAAUUACUCAUGCUCAUACAAUUUAUCAAUAUGAACCAAAACAUUUACCAUCUCGUGAAAUAACAUUUAAAAUGACUGAUCUCAAUGCUGAUGAAAGUCGAAAUCUUGUUUUUCAAUUACAUGUACCAAAAAUGAAUCCAUCAAAUGAAAACGAUUCAAAUGAUCAUACCAUUGGUCAUGUAUCUCUUGAAUAUAUAGAUGCUAAUACUGAUCAGACAAUGCGUAUUCCUCCUAUUCCUUUUGUACUUGCUCGUCCAAAUCAAAUCGAUCCUCAAUCAUCACUUCUACAAGUCAAUUAUGAACUUGAUAUACAACGUAAUCGAGCUGAAACAAGUCAUGUAUUGAAACAAGCAGUCGACGAAAAUAAUUACGAACGUGCUCGUGAUAUGAUCAAUGCUCAAAUAGCAAAAAUUCGUUCAUCAGUUUCAGCUCAAAAUCCAUUAUGUCAACAACUAAUACGUGAUUUAGAACAUCAAUAUUCAAGUCAUCACGAAUUUCGAACAACAAUGACAAAUAUGUAUAUGCAACAUGGACAAGAACGUGCAACAUAUUCAACGAUUGCAACAAUUAGUGCAAAUUGUUAUAUGACAUCAGGUCAAGAACGUUUCCGAAAAAAAUAUAUAUCUUAA
Messenger RNA from Rotaria sordida, 1893 nucleotides. The record is from the annotation of a GenBank genome assembly. Lineage: Eukaryota; Metazoa; Rotifera; Eurotatoria; Philodinida; Philodinidae.